AUGGAUAAUUUUAUAUAUUCAGAUUUGUCUUCAUUUAGUCCUGACAGUGAAUAUGGUGAUGAACAAAGAGAGAUGCCGGUGGUUGUGAGUAAGGAUCAAGAUGGAUAUGAAUCAAAAAUUGGAAUGUUGUUUUCAAAUGAAGAUGAAGCUUAUAAGUUUUAUAAUGGAUAUGCUAAAUUGGUUGGUUUUACUGUGAGAAAAUCAAGAUAUCGAAGAUUGUCAGAUGGAACCAUAAGUCAGAGAACAUAUGUUUGUGGAAAAGAAGGAUAUAGAAAAUUGAAGGACCCUUCAUAUGUGAACAAGAAAAAUAGAAGAGAAACAAGAACUAGUUGUCAAGCUAUGAUAAGUUUUAACAUUGAGAAGAAUACUUGGAUGAAGCACAUGCUAAUAUGA
Gastrolobium bilobum is the source of this 393-nucleotide messenger RNA. Its product is annotated as protein FAR1-RELATED SEQUENCE 12-like. The coding region runs from base 1 to 393 and encodes 130 amino acids. The transcript has a single exon. The record is from RefSeq and is a predicted model, not a curated record. NCBI's taxonomy places the organism in Eukaryota, Viridiplantae, Streptophyta, Magnoliopsida, Fabales, Fabaceae.